This is a messenger RNA of Capsicum annuum, 1031 nucleotides long. Its product is annotated as probable 3-beta-hydroxysteroid-Delta(8),Delta(7)-isomerase. The record is from RefSeq and is a predicted model, not a curated record. Gene Ontology annotation, cellular component: membrane; endoplasmic reticulum. Lineage: Eukaryota; Viridiplantae; Streptophyta; Magnoliopsida; Solanales; Solanaceae. The transcript has 5 exons. Gene Ontology annotation, molecular function: steroid Delta-isomerase activity; cholestenol delta-isomerase activity; C-8 sterol isomerase activity. Gene Ontology annotation, biological process: sterol biosynthetic process. Bases 199 to 864 code for a protein of 221 amino acids.
UUCAAGUGACUUGUUCUCUUUAUUCACAUGACUCCAAAUCUUUAGUUUAUUUUUAUUUCAGUGCUCUCCUGCUACAAACUCUCUGCUCACUGCCUUUUAUUCUUCAUCACUUGUUAGUCAACUCUCAUUGAAUCUUAAACUUGUUUAGAGAGUUAAAUAUCAUACGAAAGGGUCCUCAAGUCUGGCACUGAGGAAAAAAUGACAAUUCAGGGAGAAGCUCACCCCUACGUUCCACAGGAUCUAAAAUUGCCUGGUUUUGUUCCCAUAUUCCUCUCACAGUCGCACAUUGUUGGUGUAUAUGGAGGCUCAUCCUUCCUUGUUGUGUUGUUCAUGUGGAUACUCUCGGGGUUUGUUCCUAAAAUAUCAAAGACUGACAGGGUGCUCAUGUGCUGGUGGAUUUUCACGGGCCUAACCCACAUGGUCCUUGAGGGGUAUUUUGUUUUUACUCCAGAUUUCUACAAAAAGACUACUCCUGUUUACCUUGCUGAAGUCUGGAAAGAAUACAGCAAAGGUGAUUCAAGAUAUGUAGGUCGGGAUGCUGGAGUUGUUAGUGUUGAAGGGAUCACAGCUGUCAUAGAGGGGCCAGCAUGUCUUCUUGCAGUGUAUGCUAUAGCUAAUAAGAAGGCAUACAGGCACGUACUUCAACUAUCCAUUUGUUUGGGGCAGCUCUAUGGCACGGCUGUAUACUUCAUAACAGCUAUCUUGGAAGGCGAUAAUUUCUCUACAAGCCCCUUCUAUUACUAUGCUUACUAUGUCUUCGCAAAUCAUUUCUGGGUUUGGAUACCAACUCUCAUAGUGAUUCACUGCUGGAAGAACAUAUGUGCUGCUGUCAAGGUCCAUGAGCAGAAGACCAAGACCCGCUGAGGUGAUUAUAAACAUGAAAUCCAAGUGCCUCAACUGAAUAACAUUGUCACGCUUUUCUUCCUCUCAAUUCCUUUUUAUGGUUGUCGAGUUCAAUUGGCUGCAUUAGAAACAAUGCUGGAAUAUUAUUAAGAUGAAAUGCCCUCGAAAUCUGCUUAUUCCUGCUGAAA